Molecule: messenger RNA, 1245 nt
Organism: Mesocestoides corti
Lineage: Eukaryota; Metazoa; Platyhelminthes; Cestoda; Cyclophyllidea; Mesocestoididae
Source: the annotation of a GenBank genome assembly
AUGUGUGCGCGCGUGUGUCCUACUCACACCGGCGCGUCACUGCGCACAGCGUCCACCUGCAUGCGCAUGGGUAUUGCGAUAACACUAAGUCGGCGCCAGAUGUAUUAUUUGCGCCAACAACUAUCGAGUAGCCCUCAACCGAAUGCGUCCGAAGCACCUGCUUCUCGUUGGCACCGUCAGCGCCUGUCCCGAAUCGGAGCUGCCCUCUGUCUACUUCUCUUCCCUAAAACAAUUUUGGAGGAGGAGUAUCAGGAGUCGUUUGGUUUCAACGACCACAGCGAGUCGGUUCCGUCGAUCCUGCGGAAGAUCACCCCUCCGCGCCUGAGUGAUCCACCUCCAGGCACAGCGAUCAAUCGUCACUCUACUUACAAUCCCUCGCGGGCGCAUCAUUACCACCAUCACCCCUCGAGUUUCGUGGCACCUCCAACAACUUCGGAUCGUGGCGACUCGAUUUACAACGAGCCCUGUGACGCAAAACGCAGGGGCUGCUCCCCAAAGAAGUCCGCCUUCCGUAGGGCCAGCCUCGCAACCACAAUCUACUGCGACACUGAGCACCACAGAGAGUCGUACCAUGCGGCUAGUCCUCAGGUGUCUGCCGCGACAUUUUUGGCACCUAUUCAUUCUUCUCCCCCUCCCGCCACCUCUGUGCUGCCCUACACUCCCUUGCCUCCCCAUCUGCUCUGCUCUAGCGCCCAUCAACGGACUCAGUGGGACACGCGUGCCCCCCACAAGCACCGUGUGGGACACGCGCAGCCUAGGCUUUUGCUGUUUGCUGGUCGUUGGGGGGCGGGCGGCGGGAGGUGGUGGGACUUAGAGGAGGAGUCGGGCUUGAAAAGAGUCCACGUGCACACACACACCGUCAUCGCAGGCCGCAUAACGGACUGCCAAAUGGGACAGGCCACGCACACCGUCAUCCCUCUAUGGGGGCGGCCGGCUGGUCAUGCUGUGUCGAAGUCGUUCCCCUUCUUCAAUACAGACGCUGAGCGUGGUGUUUUUGCAACUAUAAAACGCGUGGUAGAUACGGGUGUCAAUCUCAAUUCGACAGAUUCUCCUGACAGCCUUAAGCUGAAUGCAAACAAUCACCUAAGGGACGCCUCGGGUUCUUCUGGAUUCGUUGCUGUGAAUGGUCGAAGAAGCGGUACCAACAGUCAUGGUGCACGUUGUUGGUGGGAGCAGGACUCGGGGUCAUCGAGCUUGUCCAAUUCACGCGACGUUUCCUCCCACAACAAUCCAAAAUUUGAGUAA